Molecule: messenger RNA, 2318 nt
Organism: Marchantia polymorpha subsp. ruderalis
Lineage: Eukaryota; Viridiplantae; Streptophyta; Marchantiopsida; Marchantiales; Marchantiaceae
Source: the annotation of a GenBank genome assembly
GGAGGGAGUAACAAUUAAGGGAGAAGAGGAAAAGAGACGUUCAGUUGUGGCCCAGUGGUGUCGGGAGUCGGGUCGGCAGAGAACGGGUGGUGGAACCCGCAAGGCAGAGCAAGGCCGAGCGAGGCGAUGGAUUGUGGGGGCCGUGGGGCAUGCAGCGGGAGCGGUGGUGGUAAGUAAGCUGGUGCUUCUUUGAUGGGUUGAGCGAGAGAUCUGCAAGGAAAGAAGAGAGCGGGGUCUGGAAUGGUGGUGCUGAGGCAGGGGUGCAAUUCAGUAACAUUCUCGUGGAGCGGGGGGCGGCAGAUGGGGAAUGGAAUUCUGCAAGAGCGGCUCUGAUUGCCGGGAUCAAUUGCGCAAAGUGUUUAAAGCGGAUCAAGUUCGGGUGGCGCAUCUCCGCUUAGGAGAGGGCACCGACUUGGUUUCAGUUGGACGAAGGUUUGAUCACGUUCUUGAUUGCGGAAGUUCCAAUCAAGAGAAGGAUGUGGAACAUCGCACGAUUGACGUGCUGACAAACUUCCAGCUGAGCUGACACACGGAAUGGGAAGGACAGUGAAGCUAUUAAUCUCCUAGAAUCCAAUUCUGGGCAAGUGUACAUUUGGGGGAUGGCUGGCUACUGGGGGCCAGUCACAGCCAGUACUGAGUGGUGUGAAAAGAACUACGAGAUUUCUCACUAUGUUGGGGAGUUUUUUAACACUAUUUCCAAUGUUCCAAUGAUACUUCUCGCUUUGAUUGGUCUUUGUAGCACAAUAGGUCAAAGCUUCGAAAAAAGAUUUAGCGUCCUUCACCUUUCGAGCAUUGUAAUUGGCAUCGGGAGCAUCCUCUUUCAUGCCUCUUUGAAAUAUGGUCAACAACAGAGUGAUGAAACCCCGAUGGUGUGGCUCAUGCUCUUAUAUAUCUAUGUGCUCUACUCUCCUGAUUGGCACUAUCGAAGCACCAUGCCUACUUUCCUCUUCAUAUAUGGCACGGCGUAUGCCAUAUGUCACGCACUGUUCCAUUUUGUUUUAGUGUAUCAGUUACAUUUUAUUUUUUUGUGUUUGCUUUGCCUGCCUCGAAUGUACAAGUACUACAUUUAUACAACAGAGGUUCCUGCAAGGCGAUUGGGUCACAUGUAUCUUAUCUCUAUCACUUUGGGAGGUAUCUGCUGGCUGGUGGAUCGGAACCUGUGUAGCCGAGUUGCAUCCUUACCAGUAAAUCCGCAAGGGCAUGCCUGGUGGCACGUAUUUAUGGGGUUUAGUGCCUAUUUUGGUAAUACUUUUUUACAGUUUUGCCGAGCACAACAGCUAGAGUGGAAUCCUGAACUGCGGUAUGUGGGGGGUUGGCUGCCCUUUGUGAAAAUUGUCAAACCUAAAACCCAUUAAUUUAGAAUGCGGAUCAUUUCGGCCUGGAUGUUGUGUUGAGUAAGUGGAUGUUAUCCAAGUUUAUCUCAUGAGGUUUGCUCAUGAAGACUCGAAGCCUAGAGGCACAUAAGUGAUAUACUCAAGAAUGCCCAACAGGAAAGGGAUCAACAACGGUGUAAGUCUAGGAAGUGGGAGGCUGUAUUUUCAUGGAGUAGGUCACGAAGGAAUUAUGGAGAGUAGAGCUUUUUGAAAGGUCUCCUACAAUCAGAGGAAACCCUUCUUUUGGGGGGUAAAUUGGAAGAACUUGUGGUGCCUGGUUGCUUCGUGGUUCUCCAGAAUGUUGUGAGUGUCUACUUAAUGUGUGUCGGUAUUCGAAUGUCAUCUAUGAUUUAGAUUUCCCAUCUGUGUGGGCAGCAUGAUGUGUACGAUGAUGACUUUCAACAUUCUCAAACAUUUGGUGCAUAAUUGGUAUAUUAAUCCGAAUUGAGCGUUAGUUAGCGUGUACUAUCGUUAUAUUUACUGCCUAUCACUACGAUUUUUUUCCCUGAUUCGUACUCAUUGUCCGGAAUUUGAGAUGUUCUUGCGUUUAGUUAAACCGACAACACGUAAUGUGUAACGACCACCGGAUGUUCGAAACUACACUGCAUAUCGUGAAUACUGCAUGAUUACGGACUUGGAAUGGAAGUCUGUUUGUUUGAUAGUAUCAAACUUAAUUGAAGAUUAGAUUUGGUGAGUGUUGCAUCGCUUAUAACAAGUAUUCGUUUUGCAUGUCACACCAUGUACUGUAUGCCCAAGUUUGGUACCUUUAACGCACGUGUAAACAACCAAAGAGUUUCAUAGGCAUGGCAUCAAAGGGUAUGUUGGUCUAAGUUUGGUACUUCCAUCUCCGGGUGGACUUGACAAUCAUUUUAGGAUCAAGAAUGGGACAGGCCACUGGCCAGCGCAAAAUGACCUGAUAGCCAGAAGAGAGCAUCCUAUUUUGUG